AUGCGGCAAGUGGAAGCCAUCCCCUGGAACUCGCACACAGGGUCGACAGAAGUUCUCUCAUCCUCGUCUAUUACAGAGCUAUGUCAACAAUGCACGUCGGCUUUCGAAAUCUGUACGCACCAUGAAAGUCUGAUGAAGCGCGGGUGGGCGGGGGUCCGCUUCUUCGACUUCAACACAUUUAUCAAAUGCAUCGGCGUGCGAUCCGCAUCCAAGGCAUCUCUUGAUUAUCGCCUCGACUCUGGGCCAUUCAAUCGACUCAUGCUCUCAAAUAUUCUGGUCAUGCUCAAUAAUGCCCUUGCCGAGUGCAUCAGCUGUGCGGAGGCACAGUCCGACAUAGAUGCGGCCACCAAGAAUGUGGACUCGUUGAUCAUAUGUUUGUCUCGCAUAAUGGAAGCCAUUACUCGACCCGGCAUACGAUCACGCCUUCCGGAGGGCGACUGUAAGUUUAAGCCUGAAGAACACGAAGAGCUGAGGGCUUUUCUGGGCAUCAUGUGUUUGCGACAACACACAAGGAGUGAAUAUGGCGUCGAACUCGGUCAAGAAGCCCAAAACGGAGUAUCCAAGCUGGAUGCACUGUCAACCAAGGAGUGCAUAAAAAUCUCGAAGGAGCUCAAGCUGUCUGCGGCUCAACAACGGCUCAUAGAAGUGAAUUUGCGCAGAAGAAACCGCUUCUUACAGGCACAAGAGCGCGAUCGACAGGAAAACGUCAGCGACCACCCCAAGGCACCUACAACUCAAGGCAACUUGCGGGCUCCGGAAGCCAAAGAGAAAGCCUCGCAACCUGCCAUGAUGGCACUCACUGCACUCAGGCCCGCAGGUCGAUAUCCCAAAGCACCAGAUUUGCCCCAGGGCGCAAUAGCGUUCAAGUGCCCGUGCUGCUGCAAAACUCUACCGGCCCAUGUUGCCACUGACAAUGACCAUUGGAGGUAUUGCUCCCAGGCCCUGCGAUAA
Messenger RNA from Trichoderma aggressivum f. europaeum, 951 nucleotides. RefSeq lists its product as uncharacterized. The coding region runs from base 1 to 951 and encodes 316 amino acids. The record is from RefSeq and is a predicted model, not a curated record. The transcript has a single exon. NCBI's taxonomy places the organism in Eukaryota, Fungi, Ascomycota, Sordariomycetes, Hypocreales, Hypocreaceae.